Molecule: messenger RNA, 2006 nt
Organism: Diachasmimorpha longicaudata
Lineage: Eukaryota; Metazoa; Arthropoda; Insecta; Hymenoptera; Braconidae
Product: mitochondrial-processing peptidase subunit alpha
Exons: 2
Coding region: 148-1770 (540 amino acids)
Cellular component (GO): mitochondrion
Molecular function (GO): metalloendopeptidase activity; metal ion binding
Source: RefSeq, a predicted model, not a curated record
GUUAAAACCACAUCCACAUGAGCGACAAUCGCCGGUGUAAGAACGCGACCAGUCCCGUUCGCAUGUUUUCUAUGUACAAAAAAAGUCUGUACAGCAAUUUAUUAUAAACUAAUAAAUCUAUGAAUAUAGAAACAAACAGACAUUAAGAUGUUGGCGAGAAUACCCCAAGGGCCGUUGACCACUGCUUUCAAGACUGCUUCAGCUCAUUCAAAGUACUUGACACCCUGGAGAAAAUGUUUUUCAUCAGAGAGCAAACCGCCGGAGCCAGGUCCCAGUGUGACCGGUUUUCCCCCUCUAUCACAGCCCCUCCCGCACCUCGCCAAGGCGAUCUACUCAACCGCCAAAGAGGAGCAUCAAACCACCCAAAUAACAGUCCUCCCAAAUGGCCUGCGAGUGGCCUCUGAGAAUCGUUUCGGUCAGUUCUGCACAGUUGGAGUGCUGAUAGACUCAGGACCAAGAUUCGAGGUGGCAUACCCCAGUGGAAUCGCCCACUUCCUCGAGAAGCUGGCAUUCAACUCGACGAAAAACUACGAGAGUAAAGAUCACAUAAUGCUCUUGCUGGAGAAGCACGGUGGUAUCUGCGAUUGCCAGGCAUCAAGGGACACCUUCGUCUACGCAGCGUCUGCAGAGUGUCACGGGCUCGAUUCAGUCACCAAGGUCCUGGGUGACAUCGUCCUGAGGCCGAACAUCACUGAAGAUGAGCUGAACGUGGCUAGACAAACGGUGGCUUUCGAACUCGAGUCCCUGUUGACGAGACCGGAGCAGGAGCCACUGCUCAUAGACAUGAUUCAUGCAGCAGCGUACAGGGACAACACCCUGGGCCUCCCCAAGAUCUGUCCCCAAGGAAAUAUCGAGAAAAUCGACAGGAGAAUUUUAUUCACGUACCUGAAGAAUCACUACACCCCGAAGAGAAUGGUAGUCGCUGGAGUGGGAGUUGAUCACAAUGAGCUAGUCAGUGCUGUGGAGAAAUACUUUGUGGAUGACAGGCCAAUUUGGGACGAGGAUACUAGUCUUGUGCUUCCUGAUGCAGGUGCCAACAUCGUGGACGAGUCUGUCGCCCAGUACACAGGGGGUUACAUCGUCGAAGAGUGCAGCAUUCCAGUCUACGCUGGACCAAGUGGUCUACCCGAGCUGUCCCACAUCGUUGUGGGCCUUGAGGGCUGCUCCCACCAGGAUCCCGAUUUCAUUGCCAUGUGUGUACUCAACAUGAUGAUGGGCGGUGGCGGGAGCUUCAGCGCUGGUGGACCUGGCAAAGGCAUGUACACGAGACUCUACACUAAUGUGCUGAACAGGUACCACUGGCUGUACAGUGCGACAGCCUACAAUCACGCUUAUGCUGAUACUGGAGUCUUCUGCAUUCAUGCGUCGUCGACACCGACUCACGUCAAGGAGAUGGCGCAGGUGGUCGUGAAGGAGCUGGUGGCCAUGGCUGGGCCUAUGACUGAGAGCGAAUUGGCGAGGGCCAAGAAGCAGCUGCAGUCCAUGCUUCUUAUGAAUCUCGAGCAGAGGCCAGUGGUCUUCGAGGACAUUGGCAGACAGGUGUUGGCCACUGGCGCGAGAAAGCGACCGGAGUAUUUCAUGCAAGCGAUCGAGGAGAUCACGAGGGAGGAUGUGCACAGGGUGGCCAAGAGACUUCUCAAGUCGCCACCCAGUGUUGCUGCUCGAGGGGAGGUCAGAAAUGUUCCCACUCUGGUUGAUAUUCAGGCUGGACUGCAUGAUGCCCAGGGGAGGAUGCCUGGGACACGCAGCAGGCUAUCACUCUUUCGUUAGCUGUUUCGAUUCUUCCGAUAUUGAAUUUCAAAUAACACACCCUUUUUUUUCCACUGAUUUUUUCUUUUCCAUCCCAGGUCUCAAACAAUUGUAUAAAGUUGUGUGCUACAAUUUGUUAUUAAUAAAUUCGAAAGUAUUUAUACGUAGAAUUCCAGAAUGUUUAUUUCGAUGACGACAAAGGUUGACUGUAAUGACACUAAAUUCGAACAUGUAAAUAAAUCUUGUUACCGAUAGAA